UGGUGGGAGCUUCUGGGAAUCUCAACGCUGCUGUGGGGAUAUCAUGAACGCCCCUCCAGCCUUCGAAUCCUUUCUGCUCUUCGAGGGUGAGAAGAAUCCAGCACCUUUCUCAGCUGAGGGCUGCAUGGUAGCCAGGGGUUUGGGCCAGAGGCUCAGCCCCCCUCAUACUACCCAACCCUGUUAUCUCAGACAGCUGCUGAAGGAUCCACAGGUGCUCUUUGCUGGCUACAAAGUCCCCCACCCUUUGGAGCACAAGAUCAUCAUCCGAGUGCAGACCACACCAGACUAUAGCCCCCAGGAGGCCUUCACUAAUGCCAUCACUGACCUCAUCAGUGAGCUGUCCCUACUGGAAGAGCGGUUCCGGGUGGCUAUUAAAGACAAGCAAGAAGGAAUUGAGUAGUGGGCUGGAAGGCUCUUUGCUUAGCCUGUAAGCCCAGUUCCUAUCUUCUUUCCAUGCACCAAGCAGAGGAGAGUGGCCAGUCCCAGUUGUGGCAGUUAUGACCCUCCUUGUAGCUAUUCUGUGAACCUCUUUCUUCUGACACUGAUGGGGCCUGUAUAUAGAUUUUUUUUUUAAUCUACCUAAUAAAGUAUGGCAGGAUAAUGUGGGCUUAAGUAGAGAUGACGCCACAAGAAAGUGGAUGGUCAGCCUGGUGCCCAUAGCUCAGUGGAUAAGGCACUGGCCACAUACCAGACCUGCUG
Molecule: messenger RNA, 699 nt
Organism: Otolemur garnettii (small-eared galago)
Lineage: Eukaryota; Metazoa; Chordata; Mammalia; Primates; Galagidae
Gene: POLR2J
Product: RNA polymerase II subunit J
Exons: 4
Coding region: 44-400 (118 amino acids)
Biological process (GO): transcription by RNA polymerase II
Cellular component (GO): RNA polymerase II, core complex
Molecular function (GO): protein dimerization activity
Source: RefSeq, a predicted model, not a curated record